GUGAGUAAGAAACCAAGAGUGGAGUGUGAGAGGAGCUACCGUACCUGCUGCUCUCACUGCUCAAAUAUUAACAACGGAUUUCAGGGAACUGAUGCUGCUGCUCUGGGACAAACCCAAACUGUGGAGGCAGCCGGGUUCAGUGGUUUGUGGACAGGCACUGUACUGCUGCUGCUGGAGGCACUGCAUAUAAAAGACUGAUGGAGGAGGAGGUCACAGAGCCGGAUCCUCAGAUGGUGGAGCCCUCCAGCAUGCCAUCGCCAGAGACACAUGCGGAGGUAAAUGGAGACUUGCCGGGCAACCCAUACCUGAGGGAUGAUGGGACAGUGGACGUGGUGGAGAGUCCGGCAAGGGAGCCUGUUGUGCUGCAGUAUCCUACAGAGUACAAUCUCAGCCACCAGUGUGGGGAGAAGAUGCCGUUCCACCAUGUAACGGCAGGCCUGCUCUACAAGGGGAACUACCUGAGCCGCUCGCUGUCUGACAGUGACAGCGAUGUGUUGGCCAGCAUCUCUGUUGAGGAGCUCGACGAGAUCAGAGAGGCGUUUAAGGUGCUGGAUCGUGAUGGAAACGGGUUCAUUUCCAAACAGGAGCUGGGCAUGGCCAUGCGGUCUCUGGGUUACAUGCCCAGUGAGGUGGAGCUGGCCAUUAUCAUGCAGAGACUAGACAUGGAUGAAUCCCAGGAGACCCUGACUGCUGCUGUGCCUCAGAGCCGGAUCUUGUUGCAUCGUCUGCCGCAACCAGAAGUUGAGCAAUGUAUUGAUGAAGAGCGUCAAGGGGACGCUGAAUGA
Neolamprologus brichardi is the source of this 785-nucleotide messenger RNA. NCBI's taxonomy places the organism in Eukaryota, Metazoa, Chordata, Actinopteri, Cichliformes, Cichlidae. The record is from RefSeq and is a predicted model, not a curated record.